AUGGAACGUAAACUUUGUUCUGCUACCUUUAAUCGGAAACCUAUUAGAAACAUAUUACAGAGUCUCCCAAUUUUUGUCUUUGAUAUUGCCCAGGUGCCCAAGGAUGGAGGUUCUGUUCUAGGUUCACUAAAGAAGUCUGUGUUUGUGUUGGGGUCAGCAUUACUGUGUCUGGUGGCAGCAAGGAACACUAUCACCUGGCAUGUACAGGGCCUGUGGAAAGCCUCGGACAGUUUUUGGCAGCAUCAGUGGGGACUGGUGUAUGACUUGUUUGGUGAAGAUGAACAUUUGCUGGGAACGCUUGGCACGUUGUUGGUUCCCUCGCUGGUGUUCUGGUUGGUGAAUGGUGCCCUCCUUGUGGUGGACAUGACCGGCAAGCCUGCCGCCCUGCUGAGGUACAAAAUACAGGAGGAGAAGAACGUUCCGGUGGACUCUGUAAAGCUGUGGAAAGCUGUUAAGUUGGUUCUAUUCAAUCAGUUCAUUGUAACUGGCCUACUGGUCUUCCUCGGUGCGCCGGCCAUCUUCAACUGGAGAGGCAUGCCGUGUGGCCGGGAGCUCCCAUGGUUCCACUGGGUCCUGGUGGAGCUGGUUGUGUUUAUGCUCGUGCUUGAGGUCAUGUUCUACUAUUCUCACAGACUGCUGCACCAGCCUGCGAUGUAUAAGUGGAUUCAUAAGAAGCACCAUGAGUGGACAGCGCCUAUCGGGGUUACGGCUCUGUAUGCCCACCCUGUAGAGCACAUCCUGUCCACCUUGCUUCCUGCAGCCGCAGGUCCUAUCCUGAUGGGGUCCCAUGUGGCGACCGUCUGGCUGUGGUUCUGUCUGGCUGUCACUUCCACGUCCAUCUCCCACAGCGGCUACCACUUCCCCCUGCUGCCCUCCCCCGAAGCACACGACUUCCACCAUGCCAAGUUUAACCAGUGCUACGGUGUGAUGGGUGUUCUGGACCGUCUACACGGGACAGACGAGCAGUUUCGCCGUAACAAAGCCUAUCAGCGGCACAUUACGCUGCUGGGACUGACCCCGCUGUCCUGGUCUAUCCCAGACAAACCCAAGGUCAGCAAGGAGAAACUGUCCUGCCGCAAGAUGUUUUAUCAUGAAUCUUUCCACCAAACGUCUUUCCAGAGACCCGGGGUGUUGGCAUGUGGCCAGACCAAAGACAAGAACUAAUGGCCAUUUCCGAAUACAAACUUGUUCACAAAGG
Molecule: messenger RNA, 1198 nt
Organism: Branchiostoma floridae (Florida lancelet)
Lineage: Eukaryota; Metazoa; Chordata; Leptocardii; Amphioxiformes; Branchiostomatidae
Product: fatty acid hydroxylase domain-containing protein 2-like
Exons: 7
Coding region: 1-1164 (387 amino acids)
Biological process (GO): sterol biosynthetic process
Molecular function (GO): C-4 methylsterol oxidase activity; iron ion binding
Source: RefSeq, a predicted model, not a curated record